This is a messenger RNA of Cuscuta campestris, 3007 nucleotides long. NCBI's taxonomy places the organism in Eukaryota, Viridiplantae, Streptophyta, Magnoliopsida, Solanales, Convolvulaceae. The record is from the annotation of a GenBank genome assembly.
CCCUGAAAUUGACAUGUCCGGUCGGGAGUUGGUCGGCGGGGCGGCAGUGUAAUUGCCGAGCUGCCACUAAGUCCGUCGACGGCGACGCCGGCGGCGAGCGUUUCCGAAGACACGGUGUACGUAGCGGUGGGGAGGGAUGUGAAAGAGAGUGAAUAUACUAUAGCUUGGGCUCUGCACAACUCUGGAGGUAGAAGACUUUGCGUUCUUCAUGUACACACUCCAAUGGGUAAUAAAUCUGGGAUUGACCUGGAAGGAUAUCAAGUUAGAUCAUAUCAAGAAAAAGAGAGGCAAGACAUUAUCAAGAUUUUAGACAAAUAUCUUCUCAUUUGUAGCCGAGCAGGGGCUCAGGCAGACAUGCUUCUCGUUGAAAUGGACUCUGUAAUGAACGGUAUAGUGCAUCUCAUUUCUAAGCAUGGUAUCAGGAAGCUUGUUAUGGGAGCAGCUGCCAACAAGUGUUACUCAAAGUAAAAACAGUAAAGAAUUGCUUCCCAUAAUCUUCCCGAAUUCCGAUGCAAUGUAAAAAUCGAAUAAUACUCAGAAAGAGCAUCCCAUUUUGCCAAUUCUCUUAGUUAUAAAUACCUUGUUCCUUAAAUCGACCUUACAAGCUCCGUCCCAACAAAUAAAAGGAGAAUGACAGAGAUCAAGUCUAACACAGCUAUAUAUGUGUGUGAACAAGCGCCACCGUUCUGUCAGAUCUGGUUUCUUUGCAAAGGGAAUCUUAUUUAUACAAGAGAAAGUAGACCAGUGAGAGUUAAUGCAGAGGUUGUAUCUCCACCACUUGGGACAAGUUCUGAUGUAGAUAGUGUACACCAGAGCUUUCUAACUUCUCCAAGGAAAAAUUUUACAGAAGGGCCCAAUAAUCAAGUAGAUGUUACAAGAUCUUUUUCAGAAUUUCAGGGAGUAGAAUCAUAUAGCAUCAUCAAAAAACAUUCUGAAUAUCCUAGCACAACUAGCACAGGUCGGAUGUUUUUACCUAGCAGUUCAAAUGUACUAGGAAGGUCUGAUUUUUGGGAUGGGGUGGCAUCACUUUUUCCAUCAUCUUCACCUGGAGAUAUAUGCGAGGUUUCAUCUCCAGCAUCUAUAACCAGGUGCAAAGGAGGGGGGGACACUUCACCGACCACUGCAGUUGAAUGUGUGGAUGAUGAGCUUAACGAUAGAAUUGAACAAUACAUUAUUGAAGCAGAAAAAACCAGACAAGAAGCUUUUGAACAAACAAAGAAGCGUAUGAAAGCUGAGAAGGAAGCACUUGAAGCUAGGCGCAGGGCUAAUGCAUCUGGAACAAUGUAUGCCGAGGAGUUCAGGCGAAGGAGUGCAAGUGAGGAUGCGCUAGCAAGGAGAAAGGAUGAAGUUGAACAGAUGACAACGGAGAUAGCUAGAGUCAGGGAAGAUCUUCAGGCUGCACAAGAACAGAAAUCUUCAAUGGAGAGUCAGAUUGCGAACUCCGAGAAGACGGUACAUGAGUUGGAGCAGAAGAUGUUCUCUGCAGUUGAACUUCUGCAGAAGUUCAGGAAAGAGAGAGAUGUUUUGGAGGUGGAGCGUGACAAUGCACUUAGAGAGGUUGAGUAUGUGAAAGAAAAACUAGACAAAGAAGCUUCAAAUUCAUCUACAGCUCAAUUCUUUGCCGAAUUCUCACUUUCAGAAAUCAGAGAAGCAACUUCCCAUUUUGACCCUAACUUAAAGAUUGGUAAAGAUGGUUAUGGAACCAUUUAUAGAGGUCUUGUUCGCCAGACACCAGUGGCAAUAAAGAUUUUGAAUCAUAAUAGCUCACAAGGUCUAUCGGAGUUUCAACAAGAGGUCAAUAUGUUGAGUAAGUUGAGGCAUCCAAACCUAAUCACUCUUAUUGGAGCCUGUCCAGAGUCAUUGACACUUGUCUAUGAAUAUCUUCCUAAUGGAAGCCUAGAGGACCGUAUCAACUGCAAAGAAAACACCUCACCACUCUCAUGGCAAACUCGGAUCCGUAUUGCAAUGGAGCUAUGCUCUGCUCUUAUAUUCUUACAUUCCUGCACUGAUCAAGGCAUUGUUCACGGUCACCUAACACCUGCAAAUGUUUUGCUUGAUUUCAACUUUGUGAGUAAGCUAAGUAACUUUGGAACUUGCCGUGUUCUCUCUCAAGAUGAACUUAUUUGGAGAGCUGACAAAAAAGGCACUUUUGUAUAUAUGGAUCCAGAGUUCCUUGCAACAGGAGAGCUUACUCCAGAAUCUGAUGUCUAUUCAUUUGGAAUCAUAUUGUUGAGAUUGCUGACUGGAAAGCCUGCAUUAGGAAUCACAAAGGAAGUUCAAUGUGCCUUGGAUGAAGGGAACUUAGAAGAUAUUCUGGAUCCAACGGCAGGUGACUGGCCGUUUGUACAAGCUAAACAGUUGGCUCACUUAGCUAUGAGUUGCUGUGAGAUGAACCGUGGGCAGAGACCUGAUCUGGAUUCAGAGGCGUGGAAGGUGCUAGAACCGAUGAGAAGGGCUUCAUGCAGGGUCUCAUCUUUUCAACUACUAAGUUCGGAUGAGCGUUGCCAUGUUCCACACUAUUUUCUAUGUCCCAUUUUUCAGGAAAUCAUGGAAGACCCUGUGGUUGCAGCCGAUGGUUUCACCUACGAGGCCGAAGCUCUUCGAGCAUGGUUGGACAGCGGUCAGGACACGUCGCCAAUGACCAAUCACAAGCUCUCACACACUAACUUUGUGCCAAAUCGCGCCCUUCGUUCCGCUAUACAGGAAUGGCUCCACCAGCAUUGACUCUUCAUCUUGUGUAUGCAACUCUUAAAACUACGUCUUUCUUUGUUGCAUAGAUGAAGUAUAUAUAUACGGAGUAUGUCGUUAUCUGAUUAGCUGGUAUAUACCAUUUGAUCACGAUAUACAGGUAACUUUAUGGACCUUAGUACAUAGAAUGGUUAUCUGUAUUAGUUCUUGUUGAGAGAUAAAGACCCAAUUAUUAGUCCAUGGAAAAAUACUCCUUCGGUUCAAAUAUUUCUUUUCCGGUUUGACUUGACACGGAGAUUAAGAAAACUUAAAAAUUGUA